AAAGCGAAAGCGAGAGCCAGUUCGCCGUGGCUUGGAAAGCGUCGCCAGCGCUCAGAAGGGGGAAAGCAAGUACAGACUGCGCGCGAGCACUUAAGAGGUCGGUCCUCACCACUUAAUGCAACGACCUCCGGAGCUGCCGUGCCGGGGCCGCCACUGCUCUCUCUGACAGGCAGAACGCCUUCUGUCCCAGGAGGGACGUGCUGAUGAGCAGGGGGUCCAGGGGAUCUUUACUGAUAACACCAUGCGGCUCCUGGACCUGAGACCCUGGGCCUCCCUGCUGUUGGUGGACCUGGCCUUACUCUGGCUGCUUCAGGGCACUCUGGGGGCUCUGCUUCCCCGAGGGCUUCUAGGCCUGUGGCUGGAGGGGACCCUGCGACUGGGAGGGCUCUGGUGGCUGCUAAUGCUGGGAGGGCUUCUGGGGCAUGUGGGAACACUGCUGCCCCUACUCUGCCUGGGGACCCCCCUGUUUCUGUCCCUGAGGGCACUGGUGAUGGGGCCCUUGAGUGCUCCCCCAGUCAGAGCAGCUUCAGCCCCUUGGAGCUGGCUGCUGGUGGGGUAUGGGGCUGCAGGGCUCAGCUAUGCAGUGUGGGCCAUGCUGAGCCCCCAAGAGAGGGACCAGGGCCAGGAGAACAGCAAAGCCUUGAUGUGGAGGCUGCUGAAGCUCUCCAGGCCAGACCUGCCUUUCCUCUCUGCCGCCUUCUUCUUCCUCAUAGUUGCUGUGUUGGGUGAGACGUUUAUCCCUUACUAUUCUGGUCGUGUGAUUGACAUUCUGGGAGGUGAUUUUGACCCCGACGCCUUCGGCAGUGCCAUCUUUUUCAUGUGUCUCUUUUCCGUUGGGAGCUCACUGUCUUCAGGCUGUCGAGGAAGCUGCUUUCUCAUAACCAUGUCCAGAAUCAACCUGCGCAUCCGGGAGCGACUUUUCUCCUCCCUGCUGCGCCAGGACCUCGGUUUCUUCCAGGAGACUAAGACAGGGGAGCUGACUUCAAGGCUGAAUUCGGAUACCAAACUAAUGAGUUGCUGGCUUCCUUUGAAUGCCAACGUGCUGUUGCGAAGCCUGGUGAAAGUGGUGGGACUGUAUACCUUCAUGCUCAACCUGUCACCUCGACUCACCCUCCUUUCCCUGCUCAAGUUGCCUCUUAUAAUAUCCACUGAGAAAGUGUACAGUGUCCGCCAGCAGGCAGUGCUUCUGGAGAUCCAGGAUGCAGUGGUGAAAGCAGGGCAGGUGGUGCAGGAGGCAGUUGGAGGGCUGCAGACUGUGCGUAGCUUUGGGGCCGAGGAGCAAGAGGUCUGUCGCUAUAAAGAGGCUCUUGAAAAACACCGGCAGCUGUGCUGGCGUCGAGACCUGGAACGUGCCCUUUACGUACUCCUACAGAGGAUGCUGAACUUGGCGCUGCAGGUGCUGAUGCUGAGCUGCGGAUUGCAGCAGGUCCUGGCCGGGGACCUCACCCGCGGUGGACUGCUCUCCUUCCUGCUCUUCCAGGAGAACGUGGGCUCCUACGUGUGUACCCUGGUAUACAUGUGUGGGGAUAUGCUGAGCAAUGUGGGGGCUGCUGAAAAGGUCUUUCGCUACCUGGACCGACAGCCAAACCUGCCUCCACCCGGAACCCGGGCCCCUCCCGCCCUGCAGGGGCUUGUGGAGUUCCAGGAUGUCUCCUUUGCAUAUCCCAGUCGUCCUGACCAGCCUGUGCUCAAGGGGCUGUCGUUCACCCUGUGUCCGGGUCAGGUGACUGCACUGGUGGGACCCAAUGGGUCUGGGAAGAGCACAGUGGCUGCCCUGCUGCAGAAUCUGUACCAGCCCACCGGGGGGCAGCUGUUGCUCGACGGGGAGCCCAUCGCCCAGUACGAACACCACUACCUGCACCGACAGGUGGCCCUGGUCGGGCAGGAGCCUGUGCUGUUUUCGGGUUCUGUGAGGGACAACAUCGCUUACGGGCUGAAGAACUGCAGUGAUGACAAGGUGAUGGCUGCCGCCCGGGCUGCCAGCGCUGAGGAGUUUAUCAACGACAUGCAGCAUGGCCUGGAUACAGAUGUAGGGGAGAAAGGGAACCAGCUGGCUGUGGGACAGAAACAACGGCUGGCCAUUGCCCGGGCCCUCGUGAGGGACCCGCGCGUCCUCAUACUGGAUGAAGCCACCAGCGCCCUGGACGUGCAGUGCGAGCAAGCGCUGCAGGACUGGAAAUCCCGCGGGGACCGCACAGUGCUGGUGAUCGCUCACAGGCUGCAAACCGUUCAGAGCGCUGACCAGAUCCUGGUGCUCCGGCAGGGGGCGCUGCUGCAGCACGCCCAGCUCCUGCAGGGGCAGGACCCCUAUUGCCGCCUGGUGCAGCAGCUGCAGGACUGAGGCCCCGGGGACCUGCGCCCAUCCCACGGCCAUCUGCAUUGCCCGGGGGAGCUCCUGCUUCCAGGGUCCCUGGGGCUGUGGCCCUGGGUGGUUGUUUCUGGGGCUGGGGACCUGAAGGAGUGACCACGUGUGCUUUCAUCCCGCAACCAGGUGGAGGUGCUGAGCUCCAGAACUUUCUCUCCAUGAUGAACAGAUCUUUGCCUGGGGCUGAGUACGGUAUUGCGACACAAUAAAUAUAUUUUUAAAUA
Manis javanica (Malayan pangolin) is the source of this 2589-nucleotide messenger RNA. It is a transcript of the gene TAP2, whose product is annotated as transporter 2, ATP binding cassette subfamily B member. The record is from RefSeq and is a predicted model, not a curated record. Lineage: Eukaryota; Metazoa; Chordata; Mammalia; Pholidota; Manidae. Gene Ontology annotation, cellular component: TAP complex; endoplasmic reticulum membrane. Gene Ontology annotation, biological process: transmembrane transport; peptide transport; antigen processing and presentation of endogenous peptide antigen via MHC class I. Gene Ontology annotation, molecular function: ATP hydrolysis activity; ATP binding; ABC-type peptide transporter activity.